AUGCUCGAGCUUGAUGGACGAGAGCUGUUGUAUUCCGAGUUCAAGGAAAGAUGUCUUCAGCCCAACCUCCCUGCGAUCAUACGUCACGCGAAUGGACUGACCGAUUCGUGGUUUAAUGUGGAGUCCCUAAUGGGUCAGCUGUCCCCCAAGGGUCUGUUGAGUGGAUUUGGGGGGAAUCACCUCGUGCCCGCCUACGCGAUGCCAUCCCAGAGCUCGCCGGAGGACGGGAAGGAAGCUCCGGACACCGCGGCCUACGGGUCGUGCGAGACGGUGCCUCUCAGGAGGGUUCUGGGCUCCUGGGACCGGUCCAACCCUGAUGCCCAGCUUCUGUACUAUCUAAAGGACUGGCAUAUGCAACAGGACAUGGAGGCCCGCCGGGGCCCCCUGCAGGUGGACCCCUCACAGGGGCCGUCACACGGCGCGGGCCUUUAUCGCGUACCGGAUUACCUGGGGCCGGAUUGGUUGGAUGGCUUUUGUAGAGAGGUCAGGGACGCCCCAAGACAGCUGUGGGAGGCGGGGCCUCGUGGCGACGGCCCUGUUCAGGACGAAGGAGUGCCCACCUCGAGUCCCCGAUCCUCGGCUCCGUUGUGUGGGUUUGGCGACGGGCACAGCGACUACCGAUUUGCUUACAUCGGCCCCACCGGCACGUGGACACCGUUACACUAUGAUGUCUUUGGUACCUAUUCUUGGUCAUUCAAUGUGUGUGGGGAAAAACUGUGGUUUUUCCCCACAAAGGAAGGAAAUGAUUUCCUUAAACAACACAAUAUCAAAGGCUUUCCAACACCACCCGAUAUUCGUGUCAUGGUGGGCUUUGAGUAUUGGAGCUUUGUGCAGCGCCCAGGUGAGUUGGUGUUUGUUCCUUUCCAAUACUAUCACCAGGUACACAACAUCGAGUGUGAAGUAUUGGAACCCUCCAUCAGUAGAUGUCUCACAUCCUUCUCGCCUCUAGAAGGGAUGCAACUGCUACCGCUUACAAUUUCAGUUAAUCAUAAUUGGUGCAAUGAGUUUUGUAUCGAAAGUAUGGUUCGUCUUUUUCUCGAUGACGUUGGUUAUCUCAGGCAAAAUUUGAAACCUGAGGAUAUGGCCGCUGUCUAUGGCCCAAACGAUCCCGUUCUCUGGACUCGGAAGAUGGAGGAGAUGCUACUCAACGGAACUAACUGGAGUUUUAGGUCUAUGCUUUCAUUUCUAGGCUUUAUCCAAGCUCAAUUUAACAUGCUAGACGAAAAUGUGAUAAACAUUUUAGCAUCACUAGAGAAGGAGGUACAGGAAGCAUACUUGACGCUGUACACAUGA
Messenger RNA from Phytomonas sp. Hart1, 1293 nucleotides. Lineage: Eukaryota; Euglenozoa; Kinetoplastea; Trypanosomatida; Trypanosomatidae. The record is from the annotation of a GenBank genome assembly.